CGUGCACUGGACGUCAUCGCUCACUCACUCACAUCAGCGCAGCCGUUAGAUUUAAAUUCAUGGGCAUUUUAACUCCAUCAUUCUCACCGUACCCGUUAUUGUUCUAUUGACAGCAUUCUGCCGGUGAACGUAACAUGAUGGUAAAUGCGUGGCUGUUUUGAAAGGAGUCGUCGCAGCAAGUUGAUCGCAAAGGACUUGGGGAUUUGUAGUUUAAUAGAGCCGGUCAGACGUCGGCGCAACCGAGCAGAGGAACGCCAUCUCCCAGCAGCCAGUGCUCGCCGAGCGUUGCUGCGGCUAUCGCCGAGUCAAUCAGUAUGUUGGUGAAAGGCAUGAAUGUCACUGGCAUAUUCUAACAUAUCGCAGUAGUAUGCGCGGAAGUAGCGUCUAGAAGUGAUGUUUGGCCGUUCGAGGAGCUGGGUCGGUGGGAGCUCGGGGAAGUCCCCCAGAAACAUUCAUUCCUUGGAACAUCUGAAGUACAUGUACCAUGUCUUAACAAAGAACACGACUGUAACAGAGAGUAAUCGCAAUCUGCUGGUGGAAACAAUUCGAUCUAUUACAGAAAUCCUCAUCUGGGGAGAUCAAAAUGACAGCUCUGUCUUUGACUUUUUCUUGGAGAAAAACAUGUUUGUUUUCUUCUUAAAUAUCCUGCGCCAGAAAUCCGGUCGCUUUGUGUGUGUACAGCUACUUCAGACGAUCAAUAUCCUGUUUGAAAAUAUUAGCCACGAAACCUCACUGUAUUACCUGCUAUCUAAUAAUCACGUAAAUUCUAUUAUUGUGCACAAGUUUGACUUCUCUGAUGAGGAAAUCAUGGCAUAUUAUAUUUCUUUUUUGAAAACCCUUUCUCUUAAACUCAACAAUCAUACUGUGCACUUUUUUUACAAUGAGCACACUAAUGACUUUGCCCUGUACACGGAGGCAAUUAAAUUUUUCAACCACCCAGAGAGCAUGGUCAGAAUUGCUGUCAGAACAAUCACCCUUAAUGUGUAUAAAGUGUCAUUGGAUAACCAGCUUAUGUUGCACUACAUCAGGGACAAAACAGCAGUUCCCUAUUUCUCCAAUUUGGUUUGGUUUAUUGGAAGCCAUGUGAUUGAAUUGGACAACUGUGUGCAAACAGAUGAAGAGCAUAUGAAUAGAGGCAAACUGAGUGACCUGGUCGCUGAACAUUUGGACCACCUGCAUUACCUGAAUGAUAUCCUGACCAUUAAUUGUGAAUUCCUGAAUGAUGUGCUAGCAGACCAUCUACUAAACAGACUUUUUCUGCCAUUAUACGUCUACUCUCUGGUGACUCAUGAACAGUGUGGUGAUCGUCCAAAGAUCAGCCGUCAAGCUUCAUUAUAUCUCCUUUCACAGGUGUUUUUAAUUAUACACUUUAGGCCAUUGGUGAAUUCUUUGGCUGAAGUUAUCUUGAAUGGGGACCUUUCAAUGUUUGGCUUUCAUUCAGAGCAGGAAGCUUUGAAACACUCAAUGUCCGCAAGUAUUCGAUGUUUCACCAAACCUGUGGAAACGUUGGAAAGAUCUCUUGAGAUUAGUCGACACAAGGGGAGAAAGAGAGUGCAGAAAAGGCCAAACUAUAAAAAUGUGGGUGAAGAAGACGAAGAGGAGAAGGGGAUAGACGACAAGGAAGAUGACACUGAAAGGCUGAAAGAAAUUGAAAUGGUUAUUAUGGAGCGAUGCAAGAUAUCGGGCUCCCAGAUUUCAGGCUUGAUGGAGCAGAAUACCACAGAUGAGGAGAAAACUGCUGCUGCUGCAAGGACUAACAAUCCAAGAAGAAGACCCUUCCUAGAUCUGGUGUAUAAAGCACUGGAGUGCUUUGAGGAAGAUUAUUAUGCACUAUUUGUGCUGUGUCUUCUCUUUGCAAUAUCUCACAACACAGGUGUAGACUCAGACCUGUUGGAAAAGAUUCAAAUUCCUCCAGAGAAUGCCAAGGAGAAGAGCUCAUAUAGCCAUGUACUGGCAGAAAGACUCAUUAAGAUAAUGAACCAAUCAACACGUUCUGAUGCAAAAAUUCGCUUGGCGACGUUGGAACUUGCUUGUCUCUUACUAAGACAGCUUGUGCUUUCAGAUGGUACCUGCAUUAUUAAAGAUGUGCAUCUUGCCUGUCAUGAGGGUGCAAGGGAAGAAAGUGUUCACUUGUUGCGACGUUUCUACAAGGGAGAAGACAUUUUUCUUGAUAUGUUUGAGGAUGAAUAUAGAGUCAUGAUGAGUAAACCCCUGAAUGUUGAGUAUUUGAUGAUGGAUGCAUCUAUCCUGUUGCCUCCCACUGGAACCCCACUAACUGGUAUAGACUUUGUGAAGAGGUUGCCGUGUGGUGAUGUGGAGAAAACGAGACGGGCUAUUCGAGUUUUCUUAAUGCUUCGUUCUUUAUCCCUACAACUCCAAGGUGAGCCAGAGACACAACUGCCUCUGACACGGGAGGAGGAUCUGAUUAAAACAGAUGACGUAUUAGAUCUAAACCAGACAAGACCCUUCCUAGAUCUGGUGUAUAAAGCACUGGAGUGCUUUGAGGAAGAUUAUUAUGCACUAUUUGUGCUGUGUCUUCUCUUUGCAAUAUCUCACAACACAGGUGUAGACUCAGACCUGUUGGAAAAGAUUCAAAUUCCUCCAGAGAAUGCCAAGGAGAAGAGCUCAUAUAGCCAUGUACUGGCAGAAAGACUCAUUAAGAUAAUGAACCAAUCAACACGUUCUGAUGCAAAAAUUCGCUUGGCGACGUUGGAACUUGCUUGUCUCUUACUAAGACAGCUUGUGCUUUCAGAUGGUACCUGCAUUAUUAAAGAUGUGCAUCUUGCCUGUCAUGAGGGUGCAAGGGAAGAAAGUGUUCACUUGUUGCGACGUUUCUACAAGGGAGAAGACAUUUUUCUUGAUAUGUUUGAGGAUGAAUAUAGAGUCAUGAUGAGUAAACCCCUGAAUGUUGAGUAUUUGAUGAUGGAUGCAUCUAUCCUGUUGCCUCCCACUGGAACCCCACUAACUGGUAUAGACUUUGUGAAGAGGUUGCCGUGUGGUGAUGUGGAGAAAACGAGACGGGCUAUUCGAGUUUUCUUAAUGCUUCGUUCUUUAUCCCUACAACUCCAAGGUGAGCCAGAGACACAACUGCCUCUGACACGGGAGGAGGAUCUGAUUAAAACAGAUGACGUAUUAGAUCUAAAUAACAGUGAUCUAAUUGCUUGCACUGUUGUUUCGAAAGACAUCGGUCAAGUACAUCGGUUCUUGGCUGUAGAUGUUUAUCAAAUGAGCCUGGUGGAGCCUGAAAACAAACGGCUUGGAUGGGGAGUGGUAAAAUUUGCAGGUUUGCUUCAGGAUAUGCAGGUGAUGGGAGUUGAAGAUGACAGCAGGGCUUUAAACAUAAUCAUCCAUAAGCCUGCAUCCAACCCUCAUGCAAGACCCUUCCCAAUUCUCCAGGCAACGUUUAUCUUUGCUGAUCAUAUCCGCUGUAUCAUCGCAAAGCAGCGAUUAGCAAAGGGGCGCAUUCAAGCGCGACGUAUGAAGAUGCAACGAAUAGCAGUACUAUUGGAUCUUCCUGUGCAAACAUCCUCAGAAGUUAUGGGUUUUGGACAUGGCUCACCUUCUUCAGCCCAUCAUCUUCCUUUUAGGUUCUAUGACCAGUCUCGCCGAGGUGUCAGUGAUCCUACAGUUCAACGCUCAGUGUUUGCAUCGGUUGAUAAGGUUCCAGGUCUGGAAUCUACACUGAAAUCAACGAUGUUUGAAAUCCUGUACAAAGCCAGACCUGGGUUUGCAGUGGCACAGCACAUAAACCAGCAGAGUCCCUCUCCAGCUUCAUCCCCUUCCCCACCCUCUAGUGGCACCAUAACAACAAGCACUGGCUACAGCGAUACCAUCACCACCAGUGUAGCUUCCACUCCCUCAGCAACUCAGAGCCCCACAGAUGGACCUGAACUUCAAGAGCAGUCCCAUUUGACUUUUCCUGACCAGGUGGAAUUUGUCAAUGAAUCCCAUUCUUCACCUCCUACAGCAGAGGGUGGCUCGAGUUGUUACCAUCUGCCCAGCAGUACUGAGCCAGAAGCUGCUAAUCUGGCACCAAGUCUGACUCCAGCCCAUCAGCCAAAUAUAUCGCUUAUUUCUGAUGACAACACAGAUGCAUUGAGCGUGGAGUCACUAACGCUGCUGCCACCAGCUGAUGCACAGCAUAUCCGGAGUGUGAGCACUUUAAGCCAGACAUCCGCAUUAUCUGAGUCGAAUGGGAUGAUAGAAAAUGAGAACAAUAAUCGGCAAUCUGAAGUAUCUGAGUCAAUGCAUGGAAGGCACCAUAACGUUUGAAACAUCUGGGUUUGUGCGGUGAAUCAGGUCUGAACAGCAAGGAAAUUAAACCUUUAGUCCAAACACAGAUGAAAAAGAAAAGCCUGUUACUCUGUGAAGCCCACAAAUUGCUUGUAAGUUCCGCUGGAUUCUGGAAGUGGGGAACCUUGCACAUAAGUUAGUCUGCAGUUCCAGCUUUCCAGCUGAAGAACAUACUUUAUGUACAGCUUUUCAUACUAAUCCCAUGCAUCAGUCCAGCUUGUCACUGACUAGGACUGAGUAGGUCAGACCUUGGUUUUAUCUGCCCUUUUCAAGGGAUUUCAGCAAAAUAUGUACAGCAGAGGUGUGUCAGUUUUUCAGCCAUGUAUGUUAUAUUACUGAUUACACCCAACUGAAUUCAUUUGAUGGAACGUUGCAAAUUUAACUUUAUUUUAUUAAUUAACCCAAUAUAAAAUACAAAAUUUGCUAAUUAUGAAAGGAACAUUAAAUAAAACCACAAAUCCAGCACCAAUCUAAAAUUAGAUGCACCAAAUAGAUCUGAUCUGCACAUUGUUAUUAAUUCAAACAGAUCUCAAACAAAUUUCAUAAAUUGCAUUUACAUAUUUGCAGUGCUUUCAUUUUUUUAAAUUUUUUUUUGCUGUGUUAAAAACCUGUAAACAAAUUUUAUUAAAUAUAAAUGACUUCCACAAGAUGAUACGGAAUGGGAAUCCAGUUUUAAUAUUUGGCUCAAGUGCUGGCUACCUUAGAAGUUCUCGAUUUAAUGAAUUUGCUGGUUAUUUAUUCCAUUAAUUUAUGAAUCUGCUCUGACAGCUAGAUAAUAUGUACAUUUUGGAAAUUGCAUAAGGAAGCCAAUUCAACCCAGCACUAUAUAUUCUGCACGUAAGUAUUUUAACGCAUGAUAGAUAAAACGGGCAUAGGAAUAGCACCGAGGGAAAGACAGGCAUCUCAGAGAAGGAAAAUGUGAGGGUGUCUGCCUUCUGUUGUGUACUUGGUUUGGUCACGCAUUUUACAUUUAUUUUUCAAUUUAUGAGGGCCUCUUAACCAUGGAUGGGGUGAGAGAUAGAAUAAAUUGGGAAAUGUUUAUUGAUGAAAUCAAAGCCAUCCACAUCACUAAUGGCAGCACAUGGAAAGUAAUAGUUUGUAAUUAUAGUGUGUUUUUCCAGACAUCCUCAGAAACUUGGACUUUUGAAUUAAUUUAUAAAAUGUAUUAUUAACCUGUCUACACUUAGCGUCUCACUAAUCCUUUCGGUUGGCAAAUGCACACAGUUUAUUCCUCCCAUUGACAACCAAUUGGCUUCUGCACAGUUUCUUCAGUAACAUCUGCUCCAUUUGUAUUUCAAUAUAGAUCUGGAGGAGAAGUAAAGUCACAUUAUCAGAACUUAAAAAAGUUGACUAUAAAAUAGUGGUUUCUUUGUCUGUUGGGUCUGACUUUGUUACAUGACUUACCAUUUUGAUAUGACAAAACCAAAGUAAAAAGCAGUAUGUCUAAAGCACUUCUCACUUACAGUAGGUGGAACAAAAUAGGCAAACUGGAAAAGCAAUUAUUUUCAAAUAAAAUGUAAAUACAAAAUUGACCUGUCCACAAAAUGAAUUGGUGGGCCUGAAGUCAGGCAAUAUAUCCAAUUAAAGUUAGUAAAGUUAGUAAAGAAGCAGCUACAUUGUAUGCAGUCAGAAAUGAAUUAUUAAUUGUAAUAUUUUGACUUCAGUGUCUGGCUGUGUUUCAGUAAUCUGAUAUAUAGUAUAAAAGCUGAAUGAUUCAGUACUGAUCUUUAAUACCAGCUUCCUCACUCUGUGGAGACACUGAUAUUUAUUGUAAUAGACUUGUACAUCUCUUGCUGCUCACACUAGAUGGGUUUGACAUCAUAAGAUGAGCUAACUGCUUGUAUUUUUAAAUGUUGUUCUUUGAAACAUACCACAGUUUGGCUCCUGCUGAAUCCACUAUAAUAUGAUCCAUGAAUACUUAUGAUUAAAUCCUUCACUUUAAUACUGUAACUGAGUAUCGAAUGCUGUGAAAGCUAACCUGAUGGUUUUUCUAUUCAAUAUCUUUGUGACUGGUAUCUGGCUGAUCUCAUGUGGAAAUGGAUGUAACAGGUGCAGUCAAUUGAACUAAUCUCCUUACAACUGUCGUUCUCCAAAGUAUUAACAUAUAGAUAAAGAUUACACAGUUAAUAAUUAUUUCAUCAGGUAGGUCAAUUGAUUUUGUCAUGAUAUUGAGUCUACGGGCCAUCUGAAAUGAGCACCAUGACACAAUGUCCUUGCAUAAUUUCACUCCAAGGUCAUGACAUUAAUCCACAAUUUAAAAUGUUAUCCUUAUGCACAAUAUAAAUAGUGAUGUACUUUUGCUUCCGUUUAGUACAUUAGACCAUCAAAACAGUAAUUGGCGUGAGCAGUGAAUAUCUACCUAAUGUUUCAUCAAAAACAAAUUAGAACAAGUUAUAAAAUCGUAUAGUUCUCUUAGCAAACAACAGGGAUCAAGUAUAAGUUAAACGACAAGUACAGUAAAUUAACUUUUCUUUUUAAGUUGCUUCCCAUCAAAGCUGUUGACUUGUUAACAAUAAUUCCAAGUGUCCGUUACAUUUGGUUCUCGCGAUCCCUGCCUGCACCUGGAAUAAGAAUUACUUCUACCAAUAAUGUUAUUAGCAGCAGGUUACAAGGAUAUUGCAUGUAAUUUAAAAGCACUGAUGUGAAUAUUAAUUUCUAACUUGCUGGUAACCAAUGGAAGACCUAAAUUUGUUGGGGGGGGGGGAAAUCAAUUAAAAAAUAAAGUAGUUUUGGAGAAUGCUGUGCAGGUAAAUAUUCAGUACAAAAGUAAUGUGCUGUUUAGUGUUUCAGUUCUCGUGGGGAUUUGGCAUGGUGGCAUGCAGCACAUUCAUUUUGUAGAACAAGCCAGUCUCGAUUUCAGCUGCUCAUCAAGUAGCUUGUCCAUUGACAUUAGGUAAUUCAUAGCAUUGUGCAGAUUGAACCAAUCAUAUAAUUCAUAUUCACAGAAACCCCAGCUGGCUAUGUAAAAUGUGACAUGUUUCUACUGGUCAAAAAAGUGCAUUGUCCUGCUGGUAGAAUACUGAUCAACACAAUCACUUUCAGAGAUUGACAUAUGUCAUGUUCAUUCAUGCAGGUUUUCCCCCCUAACCUCCGUGUGCUUGCAAAACUUGGUGUGUCCUGAAGUUGCAACAUUUGUGUUCCUUUGCUGCAUUGACGUGCUGUUUAACAAACGGUACAGAAGCAGUGAACAAUGUACGGUAUUUCCAUCGCAAAGACAGUAUUAGUACAGUAUAUGGACUUGGUGUACUGAACAUAUUUUCUCAGCUCAGAGAGUUUUGUAUAGAUUAAAAAGAUCAUUGUAAAUGAAACAUUGUGUGUCAAUUGUGUAAAAAUGAAACUUUCUGUAUUUAAGAUUAAGCAAUACUAAGAUUAUCUACAUGAAUGCUUUCUCAAUCCCUAAAUUAGUGAACAGUGCAAUGUCAACACCACAUUAGGGAUAUGUAAACUAAACUGUAAAUCAUGUGUAUAUUGGGAAAUGUGGGUUAUGUUUUAACUAGGAAAAUUGCUUUGUUUGCAAAUGUGGAGACUUGCUUUCCAUAUGAAGGUUCCUUUCAGACAUGCUUUUGUUUGCACCAUGAGCUCAGGUAGCACAGGUAAAGGUCAUGUAACCUGGGUAUUUCACAAUGCUCCAAGGGACAGAACAGGAAAGUGCACAAUGUAACCUGUUUGUCAUCUCCACAAUGGCAAUAAAUAUAAGGUUUGUUUUGCAUUUCAAA
Messenger RNA from Amblyraja radiata (thorny skate), 8009 nucleotides. RefSeq names its product C-type lectin domain containing 16A (gene clec16a). NCBI's taxonomy places the organism in Eukaryota, Metazoa, Chordata, Chondrichthyes, Rajiformes, Rajidae. The transcript is spliced from 33 exons. The coding region runs from base 394 to 4272 and encodes 1292 amino acids. The record is from RefSeq and is a predicted model, not a curated record. Gene Ontology annotation, cellular component: Golgi apparatus; late endosome. Gene Ontology annotation, biological process: vacuolar transport; endosomal transport; regulation of autophagosome maturation.